Molecule: messenger RNA, 2107 nt
Organism: Labrus mixtus (cuckoo wrasse)
Lineage: Eukaryota; Metazoa; Chordata; Actinopteri; Labriformes; Labridae
Exons: 13
Coding region: 207-1868 (553 amino acids)
Molecular function (GO): protein binding
Source: RefSeq, a predicted model, not a curated record
CUACACGUCUACUCCGCCGUAAACAUCCGGCGACACGUCUCUCAAACAUAGCGCUGAGCCGCUGGAUACGUCUUUAUUUAUUUAAUCCUCUCCAGACUUUUCAUAAAUGAGAAAUGUUGUGUCUUUGACGUUUUGAGACUCUGCCAGUUCGUUUUAAGUUGUUUUUUUCAUAACCUGCGGCGCUUUAGCCAAGCCCGGAGCUUCAAAUGGGGGAGGUGAGGAAGCUGCAGAAGAAGUUAAGACAGAUUGAAAAUCUGGAAAUAAAAAUCAGUCUUACCUCAGAAGAGAGGUUCAAGAUCUCCAGGAAGGCGGAGCUGCGUUCCAGAUUGGCUGAGCUUCAGCUGCAGCUUUCUGGCCCGCAGCAAACUCUGGGGAUUGUGGGAGACGGAAAAGAGGAGAAGAUGAAAAGACAAGUGGAGGAUGCCCCCGAGGCCCUUCCAUCACAAACGCCUCCAGCCUCCAAGAUCCUUAAGGGAGAAGAGGAGUCCAGACCUCGAGAAACGCCAGCGCCGGCUGCCAGGCCGAGAAAGACAGGAGGGGGAGCAGAGACAGGUAGACGGCAGGAGAGGACAGAGCCUGCCGAGGUGUCAGCUCACAGCCCAGACGUGUCAGGAGGCAGUCCGGGCUCUGACAACCAGAGGCUAGUGCAACAGGAAGAAGCAGAAUUUUCAUCCCUGCAGUCGUCUUGGGAGAAGGCGAAGUUCCGCUUGAGGCUGUUGGAGGGCCACAAUGACAUAGUCACCUGCGUGGUUGCUGUUGACAACCUAGUUGUUUCUGGAAGCCGAGAUACGACAGUGAAGGUGUGGCACGUUCCCACAGCAACGGAGCACAAGAACCUGGGGGGUCACACUGGUGGGGUCACCUGUCUGUCUGCUCCUCCUCCUGAGUACUGCAGGAGGCUGGCCCGGUCCCUGUCUCUGUCCGACAAGGAGAGAUUUAUUUUGAGCGGCUCAGCAGACUGCUAUGUGAAGAUCUGGGCCCUGAGCAUUGGGCAGUGUGUGAAGUCGAUAUACACAUUCAACGCUGUGACUGCGCUCUGUUUUGUGCCAGAGGAAGACGGCUACAUCAUCACUGGGUCAGACGGGGGGAAAGUUCAAGCCUGGAGCUGGCACACUUUCGAGAACUGCCAGUCAAUCAACGCUCACCAGGAAGCAGUCACCUCAAUCCAGUCUCAGGGUCCGCUGGUGUUCAGCGGCUCCGCUGAGGGAGGGGUGUCUGUGUGGGAGAACCGCUGUUCGGAUCGAGACCCCCUGAGGCUGCUGCACCACUGGAGCAGUGAGGUGACAGGCUGCGGAGGGGGGCCAGGGGGGCGCGUGACCCUCAGCCCGCGGGGCGACCGAGUGCUCCUGGCUCAUGGUCGAGCCUGGCUCAAGAACCUGCACUGGAGGAGCGGAACCAUGUCCAGACUGACCAAUCACAGCAGCAUCACCGGGGUAACAGAUUGUGUUCACCAGACAGGAGGCCUCCUAAUUGGUUCCUGCUAUGAUGUGGCAAAUGGAGAGAGCUCGCUGAACAUCUUCUCUCUGCCUCAGUGUCGGUACCUGGCUUCUCUGACCUGGCCCCAUGCUACCAGAGUCCUAUGCUUUGCGGCGUGGACCACAGGUAGCGGAGACCACCGGUGGGUAACUGGAGGUCGAGACCUCAUCGUAUGGGAGCAGCUCCCAAGCUCUGGAAAGCAGAGGGGUGAUGUCACAGCCAGGAGAGACAGUCGAUUGGAGUCCUGCUCGCUGGAGUCCGAGGGGGACACAGAGGAUGACGAGGAGACUGAUGAAUACGAAGAAAGAGACGGCGAUGAAGGAAGAGACAGUGGGUGUGAUGUCACAGAGGACGGAGGGUCUGCCUCAUGGCUACGCUGUGUUCUUCAGUGAGAGACGGAUUCUCACGCCGAGGACCCGACCGCCUCCAGACAGGAGCAGAAAUUGAGAGGGAGGGGUGAUGGCGAGGGAGGCGAGUGGAGUGUGACAGUGUCAGAGAGGGAGCAUAUGGAUGGAGAAAGUGUGAGUGAGUGUGUGUGUGUGUGUGUGUGUGUGAGUAAGCAGAUUGUUUUCUAUGUCAAUAUUAUUUCCAUAUACAAUAAAGCUGUCACAGAGUGACUCUGGCCUCCAAA